Molecule: messenger RNA, 1091 nt
Organism: Cheilinus undulatus (humphead wrasse)
Lineage: Eukaryota; Metazoa; Chordata; Actinopteri; Labriformes; Labridae
Exons: 12
Coding region: 78-1091 (337 amino acids)
Source: RefSeq, a predicted model, not a curated record
AAACAACACAGCAGUACAGAAGCAUGGCGCUCAAGUCAUAAACCAGGGGAAGAUUGUGCCUGCUCUAACUGAUCAACAUGUCUGAGGAGCAGGAAGAGGCCGUACCAUGGGGCAAACCAGGAAGACCAGACUACCCUACACCCAGUGGCAUGUCUGUAAAGAGUGACCAAUCCAAGGAUGAUAUCCUCAACUUUGGAGCAAAAUCAGGAAGACCAGACUCUCCUAGUGGCCUUUCCAUGAGGAGUGACCGGUCCAAGGAUGAUAUCCUCAACUUCAGAGAAAAAAAUCCAGAACCAGGAAGACCGGACUAUCCCACACCCAGUGGCAUGUCUGUAAAGAGCGACCAAUCUAAGGAUGAUAUCCUCAAUUUUGGAGCAGAACCAGGAAGACCAGACUCUCCUAGUGGCCUUUCCAUGAGGAGUGACCAGUCCAAGGAUGACAUCCUUAACUUUAGAGACAAAAAAUCAGAACCAGGAAGACCAGACUACCCUACACCCAGUGGCAUGUCUGUAAAGAGUGACCAAUCCAAGGAUGAUAUCCUCAACUUUGGAGCAAAACCAGGAAGACCAGACUCUCCUAGUGGCCUUUCCAUGAGGAGUGACCGGUCCAAGGAUGACAUCCUCAACUUCAGAGACAAAAACAUAGAAGGGAGACCAGACUACCCUACCCCCAGUGGUGUAUCCUUCAGAAGUGACCAGUCCAAGGAUGACAUCCUCAACUUCAGUGGCAGACAACCAGGCUCUCGUGGAAGAAAAUCUGAUAGUAACCCUCCCAUUGACACUGGAGGAGGACCUGGAGAGCCUGUGGAUGAGCAGAAGAAGCUGAUAGCUGCUCUAAAGAAAAGAUACAAAGAAACCCUUACAGAUGGAGACAAAAGUCAUCCUAACCGGAGAAGCACAGAACAUAUCACUGGAGACGACAAAAACCCUGAGAAAUCCACUCAGGUCGAAGCAAUAUCAGAUAUCUUCAAAGAAAUGAAGGAGCAAAAAAUGAGAACUGUUCUCACUGUUGGAGAGACUGGGAUUGGAAAAUCCUACCAUGUGCAGAAAUUCAUAAAAGAGUGGGCUGCUGAGAGAAAUGAAGAAAUAUAA